AAGAGGGCGGGGCAAAUCUGCAGUCUGUUAACGCGACGCUUUGAUGGCUGAGCAUUGAGCAAAUAAUACAUUUGACACUAUCGCUGAAUACGUAUCAACGUUGUUUGUACGUUAAUACUUGUGGGUUCUUUAAAUCUUUCAGUUUAUUAUUAUUAUUUUAAUUUCCAGAGUCUAAAAGGAUGUGAUCACGGCCACUUAACGUUGAUAGUGGCCCAAUAUUGCUUUUAUUCUGCAGCUGCGCGACGCGUCACACGCAAGGUGCGGCAGUGCCCAGCGCGAGCCGGUUACGCGUUGGGUUUGGCCCUAAUCUGGAUAAACCCAUCAACAACCUAAAUGAUCUUGUAGAUCAGAAGCAGCGUGAUGACUAAAACGCCCGAUACCCCGGCACCAUGCGCGGGUAUGGGUGACGUCCACCACAGCCACCCAGAGGAGCCCAUGGAGCAGCUCUCCAGACACGCUCGUGUUGCUGUUCCAGAGUUGGUUGUAACCUGCGAGCCGUGUGUCACUGAGUGUGAACAGAGCCCCCGCGGACCCUUCUCAGGCUCUCAUCACCCCGAUGAGGAGUCCAUCUGCUCGGACAGCGGGCUCAGCGGCUCCCCCGCCUCGUCCCUGGCGCUGAGAAAGCUAUCCAACUCGUCCUCAACCGGCCUCUCGCCAGCUUCGUCUUUUGAGGAAUGCGAAGAGGAUUUAAUGGGUUACGGUGACUAUAAUCAGUCUCCAGGUGAACCGCUCACGACUGAUCAGUGGAAGAAGUCAAAGAACAUGGUGAACUGGUCUUCCCCUCCAGUGGCGGUGAAAAAGCGCUCUCCUUGGGUGCAGGUGGUCGGCCAUGCAGGAAACUUUCAGAUGGGCAGUGAUGGAAGGCUGCUGAAGAAGUACUGCGAGUGCGAGCAGCAGUGUUUUCUGCAGCUCAUGAGCGACUCGCUGCGGCCCUUCGUUCCUGGAUACUAUGGCGUGACUCAGUGUGACGAGCAGGAUUACAACCUCAUGGACGACCUGCUUGCUGACUUCGACUCUCCCUGCAUCAUGGACUGCAAAAUGGGAAGCCGGACUUACCUGGAGGAAGAGUUGAAGAAGGCCCGGGAGUGUCCUCAGCCACGCAAAGACAUGUAUGAAAAAAUGAUCGCAGUGGACCCGGAUGCCCCCAAUGCGGAGGAGCGGGCCAGGCAGGCAGUACUCAAAACCAGAUACAUGCAGUGGAGAGAAACCCUCAGCUCAACGGCCACGCUGGGCUUUCGCAUCGAGGGCAUCAAGAAAUCAGAUGGCACUUGUAACACUAACUUCAAGAGAACAAAGUACAAAGAUGAGGUGAUCCAAGCCCUGGAGGACUUUGUGGACAACAACAUGCUAAUCUUGAGAAGCUACCAACAGCGGUUGAAGGAACUACGAGCUGUGCUGGAAAAAUCUGAUUUCUUCAAAGCCCAUGAGGUGGUGGGCAGCUCCUUGUUAUUUGUUCAUGACCUCACUGGCAAGGCUGGAAUCUGGAUGAUAGACUUUGGAAAGACUGUGCCCAUGCCGCCCCCUCUCACCCUGGACCAUCGCAGCCCGUGGGUGGAGGGCAACAGAGAGGAUGGGUACCUCUGGGGCCUGGACAAUUUUAUUGACAUUCUGACCAACAUGCUUCCAGAGAAAUGAAGGGCAUUGUGGAUCUUCGGAAUUGUCUUUUUCUGCACAGACUGUCUAAUUGCCCUCUAUGUUUUUUUUUUUUCUAUGUGGAGAAUAGGUGAAGGUUGGAGAGAAUGAAACGAUGGAACUGGCCUCAACAUUUAAUACAAGUCCUACUGAUGAACAUCUAAGCCUGUGAAUUUAUCUGCUGAUGUUGUAAGCCCCUCGCUAUUUAGUCAUUUUCACUACUUUGGAACCGCUGUAUGUAUUUUUACACUGUAAAUAGAUUUUUUUAUUUAAGCAGUUUGCUCUUACGGGUUGGUGAGUAAAAGAUUAGCUCAGUUUUAGGAACAUUAACCCUGCAGAUGAAAAUCAUUACACUCAUGUUGUUUUGACAGGUGUGAAGUGCUUUUAAAUACUAAUCAACCACCAUAGUCUGUCUGUUAUAGUUGUCAGAUAUUUUUCCUUUUAUUUUACAUAUGUGACCAAAUGGCUCUAAUUUGGAUGGGGAUGAACUGAAUCGAAGUGCAUACUACUAACAGUCCGAUAAACUGAAGCUAAAUCGAAUCACAAAACAACAAAGACCUCUUAUGCAUUGUUCUCAGUACUGUUUUAAUAACUUUGCAUAGCUCCCAAAGUAUUGUAAAUGUGGGAAAUGUGUUUUGCAUUCUGUCUUGAUCAAGCACUAUUUCAAUUCACGUUAAGCACAGUAAGUUAAACUGUUAUGCUUCACAUUCCUAUUUUGUGUGUUUUUUGCAUGCACGCAUGAGCUGCAAAAGGGGAAUACAGUAUGUUACUCUGUAAGCAGCUAAACAGUCUCUGUCAAUAUCAAAUAGAUGACUGCCAAUUCGAUAUGAGAAUGGUGGCUGGGAUAUUUGAGCCAGUACUCCUGAUGCACAAAUUCACUGUUUGCACUGUUAAUUUGAUCUCACAUUAUUGAGGUUUUGUACUGUAUAAUAAGUACAUAAUAAUUACAUGACUUGUGAUCAUUAUGUUGGGAGCUUUGUUAUUUUGGCGUUGUUGGUUUUGCAGUUCUGGUUUCUGGGUUGCUGUGAUUAAUAAUUACAGAAUCUUUUUUCUUUUUUUUUCAUGCCGGGUAAUUUUGUAAAGUGUUUGAAUGUCAGCACAAUAAACUUAAACGUGAUGUAA
Messenger RNA from Ctenopharyngodon idella (grass carp), 2754 nucleotides. It is a transcript of the gene itpkca, whose product is annotated as inositol-trisphosphate 3-kinase Ca. The record is from RefSeq and is a predicted model, not a curated record. Bases 361 to 1635 code for a protein of 424 amino acids. Gene Ontology annotation, biological process: inositol phosphate biosynthetic process. NCBI's taxonomy places the organism in Eukaryota, Metazoa, Chordata, Actinopteri, Cypriniformes, Xenocyprididae. The transcript is spliced from 7 exons. Gene Ontology annotation, molecular function: inositol tetrakisphosphate kinase activity; inositol-1,4,5-trisphosphate 3-kinase activity. Gene Ontology annotation, cellular component: cytoplasm; nucleus.